UCGUUUUAAGUUCAUUUUCUCCCUUCCCACAAGCCAAAACCCUAAACAAUGGCAGCAGCUGCCGCCGCCGCUGCACGUCCUCUGGUCUCCGUCCAAACCAUAGAUUCUGACAUGGCCACUGACUCCACCCAAACCGUCCCACUCGCCGAUGUCAUGAAAGCCUCGAUCCGACCCGACAUUGUCACCUUCGUCCACGACAACAUCUCCAAAAACCGCCGCCAACCCUAUGCAGUCUCCAAACGCGCCGGUCACCAGACCUCUGCCGAAUCCUGGGGCACAGGCCGCGCUGUCUCUCGCAUCCCCCGUGUUCCCGGCGGAGGUACUCACCGUGCUGGUCAAGGUGCUUUCGGAAACAUGUGUCGUGGAGGCCGCAUGUUUGCUCCGACCAAGAUUUGGCGCCGCUGGCACCGGAAAAUCAACGUUAACCAGAAGCGCUAUGCCGUUGCUUCGGCGAUCGCUGCCUCUGCCGUAACCUCCCUCGUCAUGGCACGUGGCCACCGCAUCGAGGCCGUACCGGAGAUGCCUCUGGUCAUAUCUAACGCCGUGGAGAGCGUUGAGAAAACCUCUGCCGCAAUUAAGGUUUUGAAACAGGUUGGGGCAUAUCCCGACGUGGAAAAGGCUAAGGACAGCGUUGGAAUCCGACCCGGGAAAGGGAAAAUGAGAAACCGGAGGUACAUUUCCCGUAAAGGUCCAUUGAUUGUUUAUGGAACAGAGGGGGCAAAGCUCGUUAAGGCCUUUCGUAACAUUCCUGGAGUCGAGGUUGCCAAUGUAGAGAGACUUAAUCUAUUGAAACUCGCUCCUGGAGGACACCUUGGAAGGUUCAUUAUAUGGACCAAAUCGGCUUACGAGAAGCUGGAUUCGAUUUAUGGGUCAUUUGAGAAGCCUUCCGAGAAGAAGAAACGGUACAUCUUGCCUCGUUCUAAGAUGGUGAAUGCGGAUCUCGGUAGGAUAAUUAACUCCGAUGAGGUGCAGUCCGUGGUGAAGCCAAUUAAAAAGGAGAUCAAGAGGGCACCAUUGAAGAAGAAUCCUCUUAAGAACUUGAAUGCUAUGCUGAAGUUGAACCCAUAUGCAAAGACAGCAAGGAGGAUGGCUCUUUUGGCUGAGGCACAACGUGUUAAGGCUAAGAAGGAGAAGCUUGACAAGAAGAGGAAGCCCGUGUCUAAGGAGGAGGCAACAGCAAUCAAGUCAGCAGGCAAAGCAUGGUAUAAGACUAUGAUCUCGGACAGUGAUUACACUGAGUUUGAGAACUUCUCCAAGUGGUUGGGUGUAUCGCAGUGAUUUAGCUUUUGGCUUUAGAAAUUAUGAAGGUCGGCAUCAGUUUUGGUUUGGUAUUAACAUUUUUAUUUGUAUUUGCUGUUUCAAUUUUGUGCAAGAGAAAGGGUGGGAAUGGCAUGCUCCUGUGCCGUGCUCUUUUGGCCUCCACCCUGCGACAGUGAGAAUAGUUACUAUUAAAAUGAGUAAAAGAACUGAAUAUGAGAAUAGUUUCUAUUAAAAUGAGAAAGAAUUGAAUAGCUUAAAAAGCAUGUUCAGUCUUUAUGUUAUUGAAAUGUUUUGCAGUGCCCGUCUCUUUGAUUCA
Molecule: messenger RNA, 1576 nt
Organism: Gossypium raimondii (Peruvian cotton)
Lineage: Eukaryota; Viridiplantae; Streptophyta; Magnoliopsida; Malvales; Malvaceae
Product: 60S ribosomal protein L4
Exons: 2
Coding region: 49-1278 (409 amino acids)
Biological process (GO): translation
Cellular component (GO): ribosome; cytosolic large ribosomal subunit
Molecular function (GO): RNA binding; structural constituent of ribosome
Source: RefSeq, a predicted model, not a curated record